This is a messenger RNA of Thermothielavioides terrestris NRRL 8126, 1872 nucleotides long. RefSeq lists its product as uncharacterized. The coding region runs from base 265 to 1695 and encodes 476 amino acids. Gene Ontology annotation, cellular component: mitochondrion. Lineage: Eukaryota; Fungi; Ascomycota; Sordariomycetes; Sordariales; Chaetomiaceae. Gene Ontology annotation, molecular function: 3-hydroxyisobutyryl-CoA hydrolase activity. The transcript is spliced from 2 exons. The record is from RefSeq and is a predicted model, not a curated record. Gene Ontology annotation, biological process: L-valine catabolic process.
GGUGCCCCGGCCACUUUCGGCCCAGUAAAAGCUGCAAACCACCAAUCGCAGCAGGAUACCGCGACGGACGCAGGAAAAGACGGCGGCGACAGCAAGUGUUCCCGGGCCUCGGCACACUUCUCGGUCAAUCCUGCACUGCCCGCGGGACAUCAUCGCCAGACGCUCUUUUUAAUGUUCGCCCAUACGAUCGCCCGCCGGGCGGCGCCGGCAGCACCAGCAACCGCCUGUCGCGCCUGCCAACAGCGCACGAGGGUCCUCGUCGCCAUGCCGCUCAGAGCCAAGCUGCUGCCUCAGCAGCCACAGCACCAACGAUCAAUGUCAACACAACAAGCGCACGAACUGUUCAAGCCGCGUGACGGCGACGAACCCGAGGAUGUCCUCUUCAACAGCCUCUACGGCCUCCGCUCGAUCGAGCUCAACCGGCCAAAGAAGCUCAACGCCCUGAACGGGUCCAUGAUCCGCAAGAUCGUCCCGCGCCUGCUCGAGUGGUCCAAGUCCGACAUGGCCAACGUGAUCGUCAUGAAGGGCGCCGGGGACAAGGCUUUCUGCGCCGGCGGCGACGUAGCCCAGCUGGCCCAAUGGAACAAGGAGGGCCCCGAGGGCCAGAAGAAGUCCGAGGACUACUUCGCUCAGGAGUACCAGCUGGACCACCUGAUUGCGACCUACAACAAGCCCUAUAUCGCCUUCAUGGACGGCAUCACCAUGGGCGGCGGCGUUGGUCUGAGCAUCCACGCGCCCAUCCGGAUCGCGACCGAGCGCACCGUCUUCGCCAUGCCCGAGACGACCAUCGGCUUCUUCCCCGAUGUCGGCGCCUCCUUCUUCCUCCCCAGGAUGCCCGGCGCCAUCGGGACAUACCUCGCCCUGACCAGCUCUCGUCUCACGGGCGCCAACGCCUUCUACGCCGGCGUCGCCACGCACUACCUGCACUCGACCUCGCUCCCGCAGCUUGAGUCUCGCCUCGCGGAGCUGCGCUUCAACGACACCGACAGCAUGGAGACCCGCCUCACCUCCAUCAACGCCACCAUCGAGGAGUUCGUCACGGGCCUGCCGCACGACGAGCCGAUGCUGCUGGCGGGCAAGCUGCGCACCGCCAUCGACCGGUGCUUCAGCCACGACAGCGUCGACGAGAUCCUGCGUGCGCUCGAGGCCGAGAAAGGCGCCACGCGCAAGUGGGCCGAGGAGACGCUGGCCGCGCUGCACAAGCGGUCGCCGCUCGCCGUGCACGUCGCGCUGCGCCAGAUGCGCAUCGGCAGCAAGUGGAGCAUCCACGACGCCUUCGUGCGCGAGCACGCCAUGGCCGCCAAGUUCAUGGCCACCCACGACUUCACCGAGGGCGUCACCGCCCUGCUGAUCGAGAAGCGCCCGCCGAGCUGGCAGCCCGCGUCGCUGGAGGACAUCGACCCCAAGGAGAGCGCCGCGCUGACCGAGAGCUUCUUCCUCGUGCCCGAGGACAAGCCCAGGCUGCAGCUACUCACGGACGCCAACUACGACGAGUACCCGUACCCGCAGUUCGGCGUGCCGACCGAGGAGCAGGUCGAGAAGAAGGUCAUGCUGGGCACCAUGACCCGCCGCCAGAUUGUCGACGAGUUCGUCCGGGAGCGGAAGCAGAAGCAGGGAGUCAGGGAGAUUGUCGAGGAGAUCCUGGCCCGCAAGACGGUCGGCGGUGCCAACGCCGUCGUCAAGUGGGUGUACUAGCUAGGUCGGACUGGGGGUGUAUGAUAGACCAUGUUGAAAAUAUAGACUUGUAUGAUUGGUGAACAACAUGGCGAUCUUGGAUCCGUCGACGGUCAGCCCCAACGUUGAUUUGCACCCAAAGACGCCUGUACUAUGGCUCUACCUACUCACGUAGUAACGACGACGUUUGAUUAAGGA